Closterium sp. NIES-65 is the source of this 801-nucleotide messenger RNA. The record is from the annotation of a GenBank genome assembly. Lineage: Eukaryota; Viridiplantae; Streptophyta; Zygnematophyceae; Desmidiales; Closteriaceae.
AUGACCGCACAAGUCGCAUCCAUGUCCGCCGUCGCGUCGCUAGGAGUCACCGUCAAAUCCGCCUCAACUUCCGCGUUAAGCGAAGGCUCUUCUUAUACCGAGGAUGCCGUUUCCACCCCGAUCACCGGCGGCAUUCCCGAGGGCUGGCCGGUGAACGCUCCCACGGAGCUGCCUUCGCAUUUGGCGGCGGAUGCGGCGGCGGCGGAUCCGGUGGUUCGGUUUACGGUGGCGGAGCAAGUAAAGAAAGGCGAGGACUUUCACAUGGCACUCGCUAACUAUCGGUGUUCGACGGGCACAGCGGCACUGCAGCAGCCAGCCAUGCAUCGCAAGAAGGAGGUGCUGGGGUUCAUGUUCGACGGGCACAACGGCACGGCGGCGGCCAUGCACUGCAAGAAGGAGCUGCUGGGGUUCGUAUUCGACGGGCAAAACGGCACAGCCGCCGCCAUGCACUGCAAGAAGGAGCUGCUGGGGUUUGUGAGCGAGUACCCUCCGCUCAUUCCCCCUAUUCCGCUCACCUCCUCCGCACGCCCUUCCCCCCACCUCUCCCCCCACCUUCGGCUCCUUCCUCUCCCCACCCCCUUAGGUGUUCGACGGGCACAACGGCACAGCCGCCGCCAUGCACUGCAAGAAGGAGCUGCUGGAGUUCGUGAGCGAGUACCUGCCGGGGGGGGGCGUCGUACCGAGAGGACGCGGGGGAGAAGGGCGAGGAGGCCGAGGUCACGAGUCAACUGCGCGACGGGGAAGGCGCGGCUGUGCUGGAAAGUGGCGGCGGAGGCGGGGGAGGGAGGGAUGCGUGGUUGA